This is a messenger RNA of Folsomia candida, 9374 nucleotides long. RefSeq names its product E3 ubiquitin-protein ligase HECTD1 (gene Ufd4). Gene Ontology annotation, molecular function: metal ion binding; ubiquitin protein ligase activity; protein binding. Lineage: Eukaryota; Metazoa; Arthropoda; Collembola; Entomobryomorpha; Isotomidae. Gene Ontology annotation, biological process: protein K63-linked ubiquitination; proteasome-mediated ubiquitin-dependent protein catabolic process; anatomical structure development. The record is from RefSeq and is a predicted model, not a curated record. The transcript is spliced from 51 exons. The coding region runs from base 813 to 8984 and encodes 2723 amino acids. Gene Ontology annotation, cellular component: nuclear speck.
AAUUAUUUUACACUCUCUGCCUCCUGCUGAAGAGAAAUCCAUCUCGUUCUUGGUUCUUUCUUUCUUUCUUUCAUCUUUCUGCAUUUCGUCCUGGUCCGAGUGCAAAUACUCAGGGGGAAGGACGAGGCGACGAGUGUUGCAAAAUAAAAUGAAAGUUUUUAGACACCUUUUCAGUUAAAGUAAAAUAUUAUUAUAAUUCGCAAAGAUGAUGACUAUUGAGUGACGAAAAAGUGUGCGAAAGAGGAAGUGAAUACAACCAACCAUCAAAAGUCAUCUCGUAGUAUGGUGGCUGGUUGAUUCAACUUUUUUGUGGCCCAGUUUCGAAAAGUUGUUUGUUUGUUUUCAAGCACUAGUUUUUAAAAGGUUUUGUCCGUGAUGAUAAGUUCUCUGUCUUGCUCAUCAUUGUAAUUUUUGUAAAUAUACAUGAUCAUUAUUUUUAGCUUAAUAUAAAUCGUUGUGAAUCAAGAAUUAAUACAAGAGUGAAGAACGAAGAGCCAGCAGAUGUAAUUAAUUGCAGCAACACAGCAGAAAGAGAUAUUAUUAAUUGAAAUACAGCAAAGUAACCAAUUUUAGUCAUUUGGUUUUGUCAUUUGUCCACAACUGAAUUUAUCCGGAGAGAACAAGUCAAGUCUUAUUAGAAAAAAACAAUAAAUUAAUUCGCGACAUUUUGAAAUCCCAAGUUGCCAGUCGAUAAGUACUAUUCAGUUCACAGCGAACGCCUAAUUUUGGAAACAACUGGUAGACAAUUUCUACUGUAAAGAUCGGUGAAUACAUAAUAAGAUCGUUACAAAUUAAGAUAAGCAAACAUAGUCAUGGCAGACGUUGUGGAUCCGGAAACAUUGUUGGAGUGGCUGAGCAUUGGACAGGGCGAGGAAAGGGACAUGCAGCUUAUCGCUCUUGAACAGCUAUGCAUGUUGCUCUUGAUGAGUGACAAUGUUGAUCGUUGUUUUGAAUGUUGUCCGCCGCGAGCAUUUCUUCCAGCCCUGUGCAGGAUAUUUUUGGACGAAACUGCUACAGAAUCAGUGUUGGAAGUCACAGCUAGAGCACUUACGUACUAUUUGGACGUAUCCGCUGAAUGUACUCGUAGAAUUGUGUCAGUUGAUGGAGCCGUAAAAUCCAUUUGCAAUAGAUUAGUUGUCGCUGAAAUCAGUUCCAGGACUUCAAAGGAUUUGGCUGAACAGUGUGUGAAGGUUCUGGAGCUAAUAUGUACCAGAGAAGCUGGGGCAGUUUUUGAGGCUGGUGGGCUUACUUGUGUGCUGACCUUUAUCCGAGAUAAUGGAAAUAUGGUUCAUAAAGACACUCUGCACUCUGCGAUGUCUGUCGUAUCAAGAUUGUGUUCCAAGAUGGAACCUCAAGACACAACUCUCACUGCAGUGGUUGAAAGUUUAUCAACUCUUUUACGCCAUGAAGAUAACCACGUGGCUGAUGGAGCAUUGAGAUGUUUUGCAUCACUUUCGGAUAGAUUUACAAGGAGAGGAAUUGACCCAGCUCCAUUGGCAUCACAUGGAUUAGUUAAAGAUCUACUUGCUAAAAUGUCAUCAUCGCUUGGCACAACGUCAUCAAACAUAUCAAGUUCUACUCCUAACGCGUCAACAAUGGGAGUUUCUAGCGGAGUUUCUUCAACAUCCAACACCCCGAACGAAGCCAAAAGUACAGCAACUGUGUCAACGAUUAUAAGUUUGCUUUCAACUUUGUGCCGUGGCUCUCCGUCAAUAACACACGAUCUUUUACGAUCUGAACUACCCGAAGCAUUAGAAAAAGCUUUAAAGGGGGAUGAAAGGUGUGUGCUUGACACAAUGCGACUUGUUGAUCUUCUUUUGGUGCUACUGUUUGAAGGCAGAAAAGCAUUGCCAAAGCAAUCUGGCGUGGCGAGUGCCAGAUUGGCUAGUCUCCGACGACAGGAUGGUACCUCUGGAGAGAAAACCCAUCGUCAACUCAUUGACUGCAUACGUAGUAAAGACACUGAGGCGUUAAUAGAAGCCAUUGAAACUGGAGGUGUCGAAGUAAAUUUUAUGGAUGAUGUCGGACAAACAUUACUAAAUUGGGCUUCUGCUUUUGGGACUCAAGAAAUGGUUGAAUAUCUAUGUGAUAAAGGUGCUGACGUUAAUAAAGGCCAGCGGUCAUCUUCUCUCCAUUAUGCCGCUUGCUUUGGAAGACCUGCAAUCGCUAAAGUUUUAUUAAAACAUGCCGCCAAUCCCGAUUUAAGAGACGAAGAUGGGAAAACUCCUCUGGAUAAAGCCCGAGAACGGAAUGACGAGGGCCAUCGAGAAGUUGCCACAAUUUUACAAUCGCCCGGUGAAUACAUGGUGUCUUCAGAAAUUGUGAGGGAGCGAUCCAAAUCGGAGUGUGAAGAAGUUGUACAACAAGAAGCAAAAGGGGAUCCAGAAAUGGCUCCUGUUAUUCCUGUAUAUUUACAACGACUUUUGCCCCUCUUCUGCUCCACGUAUCAUUCAACCAUGGUUCCUGCCGUUAGACGAGCAAGUUUGAACUUGAUAAAGAAGAUGAUUCAUUAUAUACCUUCCCCGUUAUUGAAUGAACUUUCCGAACUUUGCAAACCUGAAUCUGCGUCGCAUUCGCUUGGAACAGUGUUGGUUGAGGUCAUCGCUGCGGUCUUAGAUAAUGAGGAAGAUGACGAUGGUCAUCUACUCAUCCUGACAAUGAUCAAAGAUCUUAUGAUGAAAGCUCAAGAAAUAUACGUGGAACACUUUGCAAGGCUAGGUGUUUUCGUUAAGGUGCUGAACCUGUGUCCAAACGACCCCGAAAUUCUUAAAAAAGAGGAAACUCCUGAACGUUUGGAUACUGACACAGUUAUGAUGGAAGAUGCAAGUGAAAUAACUGCCGGAAAACCUUAUCAUUGGAGGGAUUGGUGCAUCUGUCGUGGGCGGGAUUGCUUAUAUAUCUGGAAUGAAGCUGCAGCACUAGAAUUAUCAAAUGGCAGUAAUGGAUGGUUUAGAUUUGUUUUGGAUGGCAAGCUCGCGACAAUGUAUAGUUCGGGUAGUCCAGAAGGGGGAUCUGAUAGUUCAGAAAGUCGAAGCGAAUUCAUCGAAAAGCUACAACGAGCCAAGGCAGGCAUUCGACCAGGAAUGCAGUCGCAGUCAAUUUUGAGUUCCCCAGGCCCAAACAAUCAAAUGAAGAUUGGAAACUGGGCGCUUUCCUGUAAGAAAGAUGGCGAACUAUCCAUUUCUAACACUGAUGGACAACAACAAACCACAAUUCUCAAAGAUGACUUGGCUGGAUUUCUUUUUGAAUCCAAUCGGGGGACCCGCCAUUCUUUUACUGCUGAAGUUGGGACCUUGGGACCUGAAUUUGCCACUGGUUGGGUUGGAAAGCGUGGCAAGCGACUAAAGUCUAAACAUGAAGCAAUGAAACAAAAGAUCCGAUCUCUUGCUCAGGAAAUUUUCGAUAAUUAUUUUCAAGUGGCUCAAUCACAACCUCGAGGAGUUGUUGCAAAGUUGGGGACAAUUGUUGCCCAGUUGGAACGUGCAUGUUUCAAACAGCAAACGGGUCAUCGAGAUGAUUGUACUACCUGGCAGCAAGUUUUAAAAACUGCUUUGGAUGAGUUGGCCCGUUUAUUGCGAGACGAUUCGCUUGUCUCUGCAUAUGAAUUGCACUCAUCAGGGUUGGUCCAAGCCUUGAUUCGCCUGUUUACAUCAGAUCAUGAAAGAGAACAUGACGUAUUUUUUGGAAAAUCGAGUCGCCGUCGUCAAGCGGCAAUGUUACAACAACGAUUAGAAAUUCUAAAGUCUGUGCUAAAAGAACGAAAUAUUGAAGGUUCAAGAGUUAAUUGUGGACGAGCACUUGUCAAGAAAUUGGUAACCGUGCUCGAAACGAUUGAGAAAUUACCUGUACUGUUGUACGAAUCUUCUGGUGCUAAUUAUGGAUUGCAAGUACUCACACGGAGACUUAGAUUCCGACUGGAAAAAUCGUGCACAGAAAGCUCACUUAUUGAUAGAUCAGGACGUACCUUAAAAAUGGAACCUCUAACAACUAUUGGACAAUUGGAAAAUUAUUUGCUGAAAAUGGUUGCAAAACAAUGGUAUGACUAUGACCGUUCCACAUUUGCAUUUGUGCGAAAGCUCAAAGAAUCUCCUCCUGCUACAUUUCGACAUCAGCAAGAUUUUGACGAAAACGGUCUUAUAUACUGGAUUGGUACUAACGGAAGAACUAGCAUGGAGUGGGUAAACCCUGCACAGUACGGACUUGUCAUUGUAACUUCGUCAGAAGGUCGUAAUCUUCCAUAUGGGCGGUUACUGGACAUUUUAAGUCGGGAUACCUCGGCAUUGAAUGUACACACGAAUGAUGAUAAAAAAGCAUGGUUUGCCAUUGAUAUGGGAGUUUGGCUUAUCCCGUCAGCCUAUACUUUGCGACAUGCUCGAGGUUAUGGCCGUUCGGCAAUGAGAAAUUGGAAAUUCCAAGUAUCAAAGGACGGCAACACUUGGGAAGAUUUAAUGAAUCACACUGAUGAUUGUUCACUGAAUGAACCAGGAAGCACAGCCACAUGGCCUAUUACACCUCGCGAGGAUGAAACGAUAGGAUGGCGUCAUAUUAGAUUGCAACAAACCGGGAAAAAUGCAUCUAACCAAACACAUUAUCUUAGUCUUUCUGGAUUUGAAGUGUAUGGAAAAGUCACAGGAAUAUGUGAUGAUUUAGGAAAAGCCAUGCGAGAACAAGAAGCAAACAUUAGGAAACAACGGCGAUUAAUCAGAUCCCAGUUGAAACACAUGGUUGUAAAUGCUCGAGUUGUCCGUGGGGUUGACUGGAAAUGGAGAGAGCAAGAUGGAAAUCCCCCUGCAGAAGGAACAAUUACCAGUGAGCACAACGGCUGGAUUGAUGUAACAUGGGACGCUGGUGGUUCAAAUUCAUAUAGAAUGGGAGCUGAAGGAAAGUAUGACUUGAAGCUGUCGCCCUUAUAUGACCCGGAAUCAGCAACGAAUUCUAAAACUCCUGCAGCUAAAGUCUCCAAAUCCAAAGCUGCUGUUGGAGAAACUUCAGGAAAAGUCAGUGUACUCGCUAGUAGAAAAUGCAGCUCUACUUCUAGUCUUCCAGAAGCAAUGGAUGGAAAUUCUGCCAAACUGCACUCCGUUGCAUCCACUGAGCAAGCAUCAUCUGCGGAUAGUCUAUUGGUGAACAAGUUGAGUGAACUAAUGGCUGAGUCGGUAUUAUCAAACGCGCAGUCAGAUUUAACACUUGAAAAUAUUGUGACUUCAUUGAGCGUACCGGAAGAAAUACAUCCUUCAUGUAGCAUUACUGCAGCUGCUGUCGCCGUCUCUGAUCUCGCUACCAUUGUUGAAGAAAGGAAUAUUGGCAGUAGCGGUAAACCAAAUGCGUUAUCAGUUACUUUGGGAGACACGAGUGAAGAUGAAACAUUCUCACCCCUUCCUUCUAAACUACCCGUAGCCUCUGCUCCAACCGAUGUUCCAGGCGGAUCAUCUAAGCUGACUGAAGGAUCUUGUCCUGGGAGUGCAUCGUCAUAUGAUGACACCGAGUUUUUCAACAGUUUGAAAAAUGGAAAGAAUGCAGUAUUAUCUGCAUCUAAACCUGCUGUGUCAACCUCAAAUCCAACCAGCAGUAGCGGAAGUAAACCGAAAACAAAAGUUUCUAAUAUGAGUUCCAUCGAGUUUGGUGAUUUGGGUACAAUGGGCCCCCCAGGUCUUAAGGAUGUUAUGAAAAUGAUUGCUUUGCGAAGAGCAAUGGAUGACAGUAGUGAAGAAAAGAAACUGAGAAAUAUUCAAAUGGAAGAUUCGGAGGCGUCUGGAAGUGGUGACCGGGGUUCAUCUAGUGGAAGUGGAAGUAAAUCUCGGAGGACUUUAGCUUGGCUGGGAACGAAUAAUAAAGGGGUUCCUGGCCGAGGCACGGAAAGCCAGGCAAACCCAGGAUCCGCUGAUGCCUCCACUGCUAGUGGCACCACGCCAGGGACAUCAUCAUCCAAAACAAUUUGUUCGAAUCCAAAGAGUGUGUCUGUUCCCAAUUUAUCCACGACUGAAACUUCCUCCUUGUCUACAUCCUCAAACUCUGUUUUUUCCUCUCCACUCUCCCCAGGAACCAACAAUUUAAACAAUGUAUCAUCCUCACUAUUUGACAGUUUAUCAGCGAUCGCCAGAGUUCGGUCGUUGAUCAAUAGUUCUAGAUUUCCAUCAGUUUCUCAAAACUGUAACACGUUGGUGACAACAACUUCUCAUGCAAGCCCCUGUCCUCCUAACACUAAUAACCCCCAGCAGACCCCUCAAAAUGUACAUCCACCAGCAGCUCAUCAUCAUAAUCAUCAUCAUCAUCCUCCGCCUCCCGUUCCUACAUCCCAACAACACCACCCAAACCAUCAAUCAUACAAUCCUUUCGUUUUCGGACGCGCCCCACAUUCUGUCUCAAGUCUUGUUAGGAUUGCACUUACCUCAAAUUUUCCAGGAGGUCUCCUCAGUACUGCACAGAGCUACCCAAGUUUAUCAGGAAAUAAUUCUGGAGGUGCUGCUACAGCGUCUAGCGGUGGACAGAACUUGGGUCAAACUUUAACAAUGAGUUUAACUUCUACCUCCAGUGACAGUGAACAGGACUUUCUGGAAACUUGUCGAACCACCACGUUAUUAGCUGAGCUGGAAGAUGACGACGAAUUGCCGGAAGAUGAGAAUGAUGACGAUGAAGAAAAUGAAGACGACUAUAUGUACGAAGAGGCAGAUGAAGAUUGCUUCGAAGUUCGAUCUGGCAAAAGGAGAUCUUGGGAUGAUGAAUUUGUUCUCAAACGUCAGUUUUCAGCAUUGAUUCCUGCUUUCGAUCCACGACCUGGGCGGACCAACGUGAACCAAAUUAGUGAGGUCGAAGUACCAGCUCCGCUAGACAGCACAGUGUCGACUCCAGGAAGGGAUGUAGACUGUUGCAUAGCUCCACAACCCAAGCUUAAUUUAAUUCUUCGUGGACCUAAUUUACCAGGCGUACCUGAUAUAGAAAUAGAUUUGAGUAAUCGCAAAGCUACCAUUUUCCAAGCUGUCCAAGAUCUCGUCCAAACUUCUCAAAUUGGAACCAAGCAGGAAAAACUCCGCAGAAUUUGGGAACCGACUUAUACCAUCAUUUAUAAGGAAGAAAAAGAAUCCGAAGAAAAGGAAUCUCUUGAUACAUGCACUUCCAGUUUUGGUGGAACAAUUUCCCCAUCUCCUUCCUCCAUUUCAUGUUCUGUGGAGGAAGUCAUGAAUCUGCUCCGUCAUUUGUAUUCACUAAGUGCUUCAAGCAAAUUGCAGGACGAUACUAUCAUCUGUAUGGAUUUGAACAAGGGAUUCUAUGUUCCUCCCGAUGAAUUUAUCAGCAAAAAAAUUACAAACAAACUUGUUCAGCAAGUUCAGGACCCUUUAGUACUAGCUAGCCGUGCUUUGCCAACGUGGUGUGAAGACCUUACAUAUUCUGCUCCUAUGCUGUUUCCCUUCGACACCAGAAAUCUAUAUUUUAGUUGCACCGCAUUUGGGACGUCGAGGUCUAUCGUGUGGUUACAAAAUCAGCGAGAUUCAACAGUUGACAGAAAUAGAACACGACGAGAUGAUCCUCAUGAGUUCCGACUUGGUCGACUUAAACAUGAGCGUGUUAAAGUUCCUCGAGGAAAUAAUCUGUUGGAGUGGGCUCUACAAGUGAUGAAUUUCCAUGCUGCAAGAAAAUCAGUUCUCGAAAUCGAAUUUCAAGGGGAAGAUGGGACUGGCUUGGGCCCAACCUUGGAAUUUUACGCCCUUGUCGCUGCAGAACUGCAAAGAAAAGACUUGUGUAUGUGGUUAUGUGAUGAUAUUCCGGAUUCAAAUCGGUAUGACCGACUUCCAGUAAUUGACGAUACUGCGUCCAAGCCACCUGAAUAUUAUGUUCAACGAAGCACUGGAUUAUUUCCUGCGCCAUUGGUCCAGGAUAGUUUAACUUGUGAAAAGGCUUGCAGACUGUUUAGGUUUUUGGGUAUCUUUAUCGCCAAAGUCUUACAAGACAAUCGUCUUGUGGAUCUUCCUUUGUCUCGCCCAUUCUUUAAACUGUUGUGCUCUGGAGAAUUUGGGAGUGAAGUUCGUGAAAGGUCAAGAGGUGACCGUGUCGCUACGCCUCUGUCGGACGAGGACUUAAUGGUUUCUUCGUAUAUUUCUCAGGAGAGCGAAAAGGAAAUGGAGCUAGAUCCACCAAAAUAUCGAAUAACGGAAAAUAAGCCUUGGUACUCUGGAAUUUUAACUAUUGAAGACCUGACAGAAAUUGAUCCACCUCGAGCUCGCUUUUUGAAUCAAUUACAAGAACUUGCUACCCAAAAAAGACGUAUUCUACAUGAUAACUCUCUCUCAGAAUCUGACAAACUUCGACAGAUUCAAAAUUUGGCUCUACCUCACUUAUCAAACCAAGAGCCAGGACCAGCAAUUCGAUUAGAAGAUCUGGGGCUAAAUUUUCAAUACUCUCCCUCAUCCCGUGUAUUUGGAUACUCUGCCGUUGAUCUUUGCCCUCGUGGAGAAUUUGAAGAUGUUUCCAUUGAUAACAUUGAAGAUUAUAUCGAACUCUUGACUGAUUUCUGCUGUCGAACUGGAAUUCAUCGCCAGCUUAUGUCACUGAAAGAAGGCUUCGAUUAUGUAUUCUCAAUUGAAAAACUCGGGGCCUUUAGCCCAGAUGAGGUGAGAUUAAUGCUAUGUGGCGACCAGAGUCCUGUUUGGACUCGUGAGGAUAUACUAAACUAUACUGAACCCAAGCUAGGUUACACCAAAGAAAGUCCUGGUUUCCUCAAAUUCGUCAAUGUUAUGGUAUCGUUUACAAGCGAGGAGAGGAAAUCAUUUCUUCAAUUUACUACUGGAUGUUCUUCACUACCUCCCGGGGGCUUAGCAAAUCUGCAUCCUAGACUUACUAUUGUUCGAAAGGUGGACGCUGGCGAAGGAAGUUAUCCAUCAGUAAAUACUUGUGUGCAUUAUCUUAAGCUACCUGAGUACCCUUCUGAGGAAGUGCUAAAAGAGAGGUUGCUUGCGGCAACGAAAGAAAAAAUGUUCCUUCUUGCAUAGUCAGACCAAACCGGCACACGAGAACAGCAACGAUUCCAUUUGAAGGUUCAUCAAAAGUUGGUAAAUAAGUGAUUAAGAAAAAAGAUCAUCCAAAAAUUUUUGCUUCUAAAUAACUGAUCUAACAUAGUUUGAAGAAAAAACUUUGAUCAUCAUAUGAAUAUUUACUGUUAGUUGUAGUAAAGACGAAAAAUAAUGUCACCGGGCGCCACUUUCGCUAUAAUAAUACACACAAUAUAAAUACAUACUAAAUCUAACGCAACAAUCUCCUAUAAUCACACUAUAUUGUAAUCACAUGAUUUUGGGGGUUGUCUGAACUUUGACUAAUGUUUAACUAUUGUAAAACAAAAGCCACAUGGUGUUAAUAAAAAUGAAUCACGUCAUGAAAUUAAA